Messenger RNA from Tetranychus urticae (two-spotted spider mite), 2860 nucleotides. NCBI's taxonomy places the organism in Eukaryota, Metazoa, Arthropoda, Arachnida, Trombidiformes, Tetranychidae. The record is from RefSeq and is a predicted model, not a curated record.
UCCUGGUACAACAAUCAAGCAAGAAGGCACAAAUUGGUCCCACGUUGGUAGUAGAUCAUUGAUUUGUUUCACUGUUAAUCGAGUGGCGUGAUAAUGAUCUGCUGAUUCUUGUAUAGUUGGUCCAUAUUUAGGAUCAAUAUCGUAAAAGAAACAUACUGAAAUGGAUGGCAAAGUAGCUUUUUUAUUUUCCCAGCACCCAUCGAGAGCAAAUUUAUCAGACAUUUGAAGAUCAAAAGAGAAUCAACUUAGACAAUUUCUAAUCGAUAAUCAACUUUAAUUCGCUUGAUUUUCCUGUUUCUUGGAACCAGUUACAUUACUGUUCAUGGUUUUACGUUUAGACCUAGCAAAGAAGUCGAUUUAUAUUGUAUCCAGUUCAAUGGAAUAGGAUGGUUAAUGGAUCAAAAAAUGUGGCAAAAACUUUAAAAGACAGUUAAUUCUGAAAAGCCCAAUGGCUUAUGAAAAUCAAGAGCUCUUUAGUGUAAACCAUCGGUUUAAAAAUAAUAAGUAUGGAAAAACAUUUAGAAACCAAUUGAGAUGAAUGAAAAAUUUGUCAAAAGUUAUUGUGAAAAUGGUCGUUUAAUUAAAAGCUAAAACAUACUGAAAAACAUGAUUCUAAGUUGCUUCUGGAUACUCAAAAAACCACCAAAAAAGAUAAUCUGAACUAGAGCAAAGGAAUCAAAAAGUUGAAAUUAACAAACAAUUUUUCAAUUACAACAAAAAUGGUUUUAAAUUAGUACACCAGAGAGCGAAACCAGUCUAGAAAAGAUUGAAAUACAAAAAGUCCAACAAGUGUCGCCCUCAGGCAGAAAAUAAAGUGACUAAAGAAUUUCGACCAACGAUUCAGUUUAUCAACAUCGAGUUCGAAGUUGCAAGUAAUGUACUGAAAGAUGAUUACAAUGGUUUCCCUGAAGUUAUUUGCAAAAUGAAACCAUGAUGUCUCUACUGGUUAGUUACAACAGAAAGCAAUGUUAUUUACAUGCAACUAGUUUAUUACCUCUUCGAGUAAAGUGUUUCAAUGCAACAACAUCUUCAAUGUAAUACACUUUAACCGUAAUGAUGAACACAAUGUCGAUCCAUUUCCAUAUUGACUAUUCACUUUUCAAUUUAACCAACAACAAUCAAAACAGAUUUACAUCAAUUGGUUAAACCAAAUAAUCUCAAAAGCAAAACAUUUUUUUCCUGGAUAAUACCAAUUAUCGCUAAUUACUCAACAAACUUAUUGUGACAAAAAAACACGAAACAAAAGUGACCUCAGCGGAUCCUUCCUCCAAACAAGCAAAUCAUAUCCGACAAAAUAUGCCACCAAAAAAUGAUAAAGCCAAAGGAACACCUCAAAGAGGUGAAAGUCGAUCCAAUUUGGUUGGCAAGUUUACCACUUCAGUGAAAAAAUUUGUCCAAGAUGUUGAAAGUGAUCACACCAGGGAUGGUGUUACAUCAACAAAUGAACGACUCCGAAUGGUUGACAGUAAAAUAAAUGAAUCUUAUUCAACAAUUAAAGGAGCUUUAACUAGUUUACAUCAAAAUUAUGAAUCAGCUAAAGCAGACAAUGGAGUUUACAAUCGAUACAAAUUGUUUAAGAAAAUGAUCAAAACAGUGAUUAAAUUGGACACUCAGUAUUGGAUAUUAAUUGAAAUACCUAAACAGGAGAAACAUGAACAACCAAGUAACUAUGUAAUGCGAUGUUGCUCCGUUCUAGAAAAGGCCAAUGCAACCAUUGACGGUAAAUCGUCUAAUGCCAGGCAAGCCGAAGAGACUAGGAUACAGUCUAAUAGGGAAAGAUUGAAAUCAAUGAGCAUACCUGAGAUUGAGGAGGAAAAUAAACAAUUGAUUAAUGAUGUUUACCGUUUAUUGAAACGCUACAACAAUCUACGAAACACGGUCCAUGAGCUCAAAGUAUCUUAUAUGGCAACUAAGGUCUAUCCUGGUCCAGCAAGAUAUUUCAUGCUUAAAGAUAUGGUUAAAUCUGUUCUUCGUCAUCCAAGUUACAUGGAGGUUUGCCAUGAAGAUUUAAUUGCUAACAAUAUGAUAUCCAAUGGAACAUAAUAAUUAAUUUAAUUAACACACACACACACAUCAACAAUGAAUCUUGAUUAAUUAAUUUAAAAGCAACUGUCAUCAUUCAUCUUGUUUUCAUCAACCUUUUACCAACAGCAACAACAAAAGUAAACAGCAAAAAUAACGAAAAGCAAAAAACAACAAAAAUCUCACCUUCCUUCAGUUUCAUUGAAAUUUUAUUGAAACAAUUUUACUGAACUUUACAACAUGAAAUGAACUUCAAAAUCAAAAUUACAAUCUUUUUUCAGUUUUCAAAUGAAAUAAAUAAUGGUCAUUAUCAAUGGUCGGUCAAUGAGAGAGAGAGAGAUCUCAACUAUUUGGAUGGACAAAUGGCUAAAUGAAUGGAGCCACAUACUGUUUAUUCAAAGCCCAGUUUUACCUCUUCUGUUGUUUAAUUUUGGACUUUUUUCGGUUAAUUUGUUUUCCUUUUUUGUUAAUAAAUUAUCUUUCAUUGUUAUAAUUAAUGAUAAUGAUAAUAAUGUUGAAGAAAUAAUGUUUUAAAAUAGUUAUUUCACCUUAACAGACUUGAUUAAUGUUACAUCUGAUUCAUUGGAUUCUGCAGGUUUACCUUUUUCGUUUUGUUUCCCUUCACUCAAUGCAAUUCCAAUUGAGUUUGAUAAAGAUGUAUGAAUAUAACAAUUAACUAGACAACGAUUGUAAUAAUAUGGUUAAUUUAGUUUGACUUUGAAAUUGGAGAAUACAAAAUUACCUGUAAAUCAUUAAACAUUAUUGAAUUUACACUUUCAUCUUUAAUCAAUGACAACAAUUGCCAAUUAUGAUUAUUGCUUAAAUAAAGAUUAUCUUU